ACACCCUACCUUUAAUACAAAUUCAAACUCUUUCGAAUUUGAUUCAUUGUCUAAUAUUCUUGAUGAUCUAGAUUCUAAUUUACCUAAAAAUCAAGAAUUUUCUAAUGAACUUUUAAAUAAUUCUUCUUACUCUGAUGAUAUUCAAAACUCUUCUUCAGAUAAUGAAAUUAAUCAAAAACAUGAUGAAUUUCCUAAUAAAGCUUAUGCCGAUUUAAUGAUUUUGCAUUCAAAUCAUUCAACAUUACCAUUACCAAAAAAUAUUAAACAAGGCAAGGAGUUUAUGAAUAAUAUUAAAUUUAACUUGGAAUAUAAGAAAACUAAAGUAUUAGAUUUUGAUAAUACUGA
Molecule: messenger RNA, 345 nt
Organism: Ambispora leptoticha
Lineage: Eukaryota; Fungi; Glomeromycota; Glomeromycetes; Archaeosporales; Ambisporaceae
Source: the annotation of a GenBank genome assembly